Messenger RNA from Linum tenue, 1109 nucleotides. NCBI's taxonomy places the organism in Eukaryota, Viridiplantae, Streptophyta, Magnoliopsida, Malpighiales, Linaceae. The record is from the annotation of a GenBank genome assembly.
GGCCGUGAUUGGCCACCGACCACCUUCCCUGUCUCUACCAAUAAUAUUAUAAAAAUAUUACACUGCAAAAGUCUGACUCUGGAAUCCGGGCUUCAAUGGCGGGGAUGAGAAAGAAAAAUAAUAGGAGGAAAGAAAAUAAUUCCAUAAUGCUGUCGAGUCUUCCUCGAUCAAUCUUUCAUUCUGCUCAUUGAUCAAUUCGAGACUUCCGAGAACUGGUCUCAGAUCCCAACGCCAUACUAUAUAUCUCUACAUACCAAUCGCAUUUUUGUCUUUGAGUUGUUCCAAAUAUCCCUUUCACGUCCUUUUUUUCAUCGUUUCAUCUCCGGCAAAAACAACAGCCCACAACAAGAAGAAGAAAGGAAAAAUGCCUCAAGGUGUUCUUGAAGUCCUUCUCGUCAGCGCCAAGGGCCUGGAGAACACUGAUUUCCUCAAUAACAUGGACCCUUACGUGAUCCUGACUUGCCGCACCCAUGAGCAGAAAAGCAGCGUCGCUUCAGGAAAGGGGAGCGAGCCGGAGUGGAACGAGAAUUUUGUGUUUACAGUAUCAGAAGGAACCAGCCAGCUCUGCUUCAAAAUCAUGGACAGUGAUGCUGGCACUGCCGAUGAUUUUGUAGGCGACGCCACAAUUCCAUUAGAUGCAGUGUUUGAUGAAGGAAGCAUCCCCCCAACAUCAUACAAUGUAAUUAAGGAUGGUGAAUACAAAGGCUCCAUCAGGGUUGGCCUCACAUUCAAAAGAGAGGAACACCGAAGCCGCGGAUUUGAAGAAGAGAGCUUUGGAGGAUGGAAGCAGUCUGAAGCAUCAUACUGAGAAUAAUGGAUUUGGGAGAGUCAUAUCAGCUUUGGAGUUGGUGGGUUUUGUGUGUGCUCUAUUGGGAUGAAUGUGUCUUAGUGUCAAUAAGAAUUGGUGUUUCAACAACGAAAUGUAGCAUAUCAAACAUUUGCCUGCUUUCAGUUAAUGUAUGUUGCCCUGUUCAUGCUUGUUACUACUGAAUACCUUUCUGCGGCAUCUUAAAUCUAGGUCAAUGAUAAUUUUCAGAAGAGCACACAAGGAAUGAAGAAACAUAUUCUCAAAUAAGUUCCACGCAUGCUACCAAUAAAGUAUCCAUCGA